Chelonia mydas (Green sea turtle) is the source of this 1900-nucleotide messenger RNA. It is a transcript of the gene POC1B, whose product is annotated as POC1 centriolar protein B. Gene Ontology annotation, biological process: cilium assembly. Gene Ontology annotation, cellular component: ciliary basal body; centriole. The record is from RefSeq and is a predicted model, not a curated record. Bases 493 to 1815 code for a protein of 440 amino acids. Gene Ontology annotation, molecular function: protein binding. Lineage: Eukaryota; Metazoa; Chordata; Testudines; Cheloniidae. The transcript is spliced from 12 exons.
UCCAGGGCCAGAUUCCACAUGGGCAGCGGGUUGUUGUUCCGGAACAUCUGUGCUAUAAUUGGGACAUUCUGUAGGGCCUGUCUUCUCGGGAUUUUUCUCCAUGUCAACGUCUAGAGACCAGCACCUGUGCCUGGGCUUCUCUUGGCUGUCACCGCACUUCUCCGAGUAAUGCAACCUUGAGCAGCGUUCUAGCUUUUAGGAUGCUUUGCAAUACUCUCCUCCCCCACUAUUAUAAUAAUGAAAGUAAGUUUUAUUCUGGGCCACCGCGCUGCUGCUUUCCCAGAAUCUUUCAAUUGUAUCUCAGAGAAGCUACCGCCUUUCAAUAUUAAUCUCGGUGUGAUCAUAACAUGGGGAGUUCCGGGUUGACAGAACAAAUAUCAGGAGGAUCCUAUCUUAAUUCGUCCCUUUAAAGGCCAUAAAGCUGCAGUCACAGGCGUUGACUUCAGCCCGAGCACCACGGCACUUGCCUCAUCUUCUUUGGAUAGGUUUCUUAUGAUAUGGAAUUUGAGGCCACAGUCCAGAGCUUUCAGAUUUGUGGGUCAUGUGGAAGCUGUGACCAGUGUACAGUUUUCACCAGAUGGACACCUCAUGGCAUCUGCUUCUCAGGAUCGGACUGUUAGACUAUGGAUUCCCUGUAUUCAUGGAGAAUCUUCAGCCCUGAAAGCGCAUACUGCACCUGUCCGUAGUGUGAACUUCUCACAUGAUGGCCAGUUCCUAGUUACAGCGUCCAAUGACAAAUCAGUAAAAGUAUGGAGUGUUCACCAUCAGCGCCUUUUGCUUUCCUUAUCCCAGCACACACACUGGGUUCGCUGUGCCAAAUUUUCACCUGAUGGAAGAUUGAUAGCAUCUUGCAGUGAGGAUAAAACUGUUAAAAUCUGGGAUGCAGCAAAUAAAGUAUGCAUUGAUAGCUUUACAGACUAUAAAGGGUUUGCAAACUAUGUUGAUUUCAAUCCAAGUGGUACAUGUGUAGUUUCUGCAGGUUCUAAUCAUACAGUGAAGCUCUGGGAUAUUCGAAUGAACAAGUUACUGCAGCAUUACCAAGUUCACAGAGCAGGAGUUAAUUGUGUAUCAUUCCAUCCUUCUGGUAACUAUAUCAUCACUGCCUCUACUGAUGGUACCCUUAAAAUUAUGGAUCUCUUAGAAGGAAGACUUAUAUAUACGCUUCAUGGACACAAGGGACCUGUGCUUUCUGUGGCCUUUUCCAAAGGUGGGGAAAAAUUUGCAUCAGGUGGAGCUGAUGCACAGGUAUUACUGUGGAAGACCAAUUUUGAUACAUUUAACUACAAGGAAGUUCUUAAACACCAUAUUAGAAGAAUACAUACUGAUGACCCACCUCACCUUCUUGAUAUUUAUCCAAGAUCACCUCAUUCCCAUGAUGGGAAAUCUCAAUCAAUUGAAAUAGAUCCUAGCUUCGAUGUGACAGAUACACAAACGCUUGACCCACCUGUCAUAGAUAUUAGUUCCUCCAUGUAUUUCAGUUCUCCGUCAAGGACAACUGGCUCUUCAAAUGGAGUUUCCACAUUCAAAGAUGAUGUGAGCAGUGAAGAUCUGCGGUAUCGUCCUGCUUUGUUCUCACCAACAAGCUCAAGAAGGAGGCUGGAAGACAAGGUUGAACCAGCUGUGUGUACCGUGGACAAGCGCAUAGACAUCUCGCCAGCUCUGGGUAAUGCUUUAGAGCACAUUGUGGAGCAGCUGGAUGUUUUGACUUUAACUAUUUCAAUCCUGGAGCAGCGACUGACUUUGACCGAAGAUAAACUGAAAGAAUGCUUAGAAAAUCAACACAAAAUGUUACUUCAAGCCAGGCAAGGAGAAUAAAAAGUACAAAUGUAGUUGAUCUGUACUGAUGAAUAUGUUUCAUACAUUCUCAGGGAACUAAUAAAUGAUGUCUUAUUUAGUCUCA